Cyanistes caeruleus (blue tit) is the source of this 6026-nucleotide messenger RNA. Lineage: Eukaryota; Metazoa; Chordata; Aves; Passeriformes; Paridae. The record is from RefSeq and is a predicted model, not a curated record.
AUGCGUUUGGUGGGUGGAGAAGGGAUUACUUACCUUGACCAUGCUGGUUCAGCACUUUUCCCAGAGAGUCUGCUUAAAGCUUUUACUGAUGACCUCAGAAACAACGUUUAUGGCAACCCUCAUAGUCAGAAUAUCAGCAGCAAGCUGACAUAUGACACAAUCGAGCAUGUUCGAUACAGAAUAUUGCAACACUUUCACACUACUGCUGAGGAUUACACCAUCAUUUUCACAUCUGGAUGCACAGCUGCACUUAAACUGAUAGCAGAAUCAUUCCCUUGGAUACCUGAAGGCACAAAGCAACCCAGCAGUCGAUUUUGUUACCUAACUGACAGCCAUACAUCUGUGGUUGGUAUAAGGGGCAUAACUGCUUCAAUGAAUGUCUUGUCAGUUCCAAUAAAACCAAAGGAAAUUUUGUUAGCAAAAAGCAGGUUACCAACCGAAGAACAAAACUGCACAACACCUCAUCUAUUCUCUUACCCAGCUCAGAGCAAUUUUUCUGGUACUAAAUAUCCCCUUUCAUGGAUACAGGACAUAAAAUCUGGAAAACUCUGCCCCAUCAAAAUACCAGGGAAGUGGUUUGUUCUACUAGAUGCAGCCUCAUACGUAAGCAGUUCUCCAUUAGACCUGGGAGUUCACCAAGCUGACUUUAUCCCCAUCUCAUUCUAUAAAAUCUUUGGAUUCCCAACUGGUUUAGGAGCAUUAUUGGUAAACAACAGGAUUGCUCCCCUCUUGAGGAAAACCUAUUUUGGAGGUGGAACUGCAGCUGCCUACCUCGCAGGAGAGGAUUUUUAUUUCCCAAGGAGAUCCAUUGCAGAAAGGUUUGAAGAUGGUACAGUCUCUUUUCUUGAUAUCAUUGCUCUGAAACAUGGAUUUGAUGUUCUGGAAAAACUCACAGGUGGAAUGGAGCAAAUAAAACAGCAUACCUUUGCAUUAGCUCACUACACCUAUACUGUGCUUUCUAACUUAAAAUAUGCCAAUGGGGCUCCUGUAGUACGUAUUUACAGUGACACAGAUUUCAGCAAUCCUGAUGUCCAAGGUCCAAUCAUUAAUUUUAAUGUGCUCGAUGAAAAUGGAGAAGUGAUCGGCUUUUCACAGUACAGUAAGUUGUUAAUUGUUUGGAGAUACAAUUUACCCCCACUGAUUUUUACCUGCCAGAUGCAUUUGAACAUCAGCAAUGAGGACAUCCAAAGGAACCUGCAGGCUGGCCAUGUCUGUGGAGAUAACAUAGACCUAGUUGAUGGACGUCCCACUGGCUCUGUGAGAAUAUCCUUUGGCUACAUGUCUUCUUUUGAAGAUGCACAGACUUUCCUGAAUUUCAUCAUAGCCACCAGACUCUCCAAAUCGGAUGCUGAGAUUCCUUUCCAGUCUGCUACAAAGCUGACGGCAGAGUCUGUUCCAGAUGACCACCUUUCUUUUAACAAGGCAGAUAAAUUGUCUCCAGCACUGCAAAUCUCUGACAGAGAGCUCAGGAAUAUUCCAUCUGAGGCAGAGACAACUGGCAGCUGGCAGCCACUGGAGCCUGAGGCAGAAAGCAUAAGGGCAGCUGUUUCUGAGACUGCAGUGCCAACAUGCAGAAAAGGUGGCAAGCCCAUCACUGUCGCCAAAAUUUACCUCUACCCAAUCAAAUCCUGCUCUGCGUUUGAGGUUACAGAAUGGCCAGUAGGAAACCAGGGUUUGCUGUAUGACCGAAACUGGAUGGUUGUAAACCAGAAUGGAGUCUGCAUGACUCAGAAGCAGGAGCCAAGGCUGUGUCUUGUGAAUCCCUCAAUUGAUCUGAAGCAAAAAAUUAUGGUCAUCCAAGCAGAAGGCAUGGACCCAAUAUCUGUGCCGCUAGAAGACAAUACUAGAAAAGAGGCUGUGAUCUGUGACAGUAAAGUCUGUUCACACAGGGUAAAAACAUAUGACUGUGGAGAGAGAAUUGCUGACUGGCUCUCUACAUUUCUUGGUCGUCCAUGUCGCUUGAUAAGACAAAGUUCAGAUGUGAAAAGCAGGCCACAUCAGAAAAAUACAAAAGGUCUGUCAUCUGCUACAAACAUCUCACUCUCUCUUGUGAAUGAAGCACAGUACCUCCUGAUAAAUGUAGCAAGCAUUCUGCAGCUGAAAGAACAUAUUUCUGCAAGAUUGAAGGAGCCAUUGGAAACAGAGGAAUUGAUCCGACGUUUCCGUGCCAACAUUGUCAUCAGUGCACCAGAGUCCUUUGAGGAGGAAGAGUGGGCUGAGAUUUCAAUAGGUGCUCUGCAGUUCCAGGUUGUGGGUCCAUGUAGCAGAUGUCAAAUAAUCUGCAUUGAUCAACAGUCUGGGGAACGAAACAAAGAAAUUCUGCAAUCCCUGUCUGCUGCCAGAGGUAGAAAGACAAACUUCGGCAUAUACCUCAUGAACCAGCCCUUGCUCUCAUCCUUUUCAGAUGUUUUAUCAGUUGGGUCUCAAGUACUUCCAGUGCUGAAGGAGAAUACAGAAAUUCAGCCUCCGACAUCCAGUGAAGAAAAACGUUCAGGAUAGAGUCUCUGGUGGAGAUGAAAUUUUUAUGCAACUACAGGGAGAAGUCAGUAGUCAGUUACUCAAAAGAAAGAAUAAGCUUCCACUCAUUUACUUCUGAUAAUUUUCUGUUUGCUGUAAAUGUUAUCAGAUGGCAAAACUGUUGAUAAUUACAGCUCACCUACAUGUUUUUGCUUGUGAUUAUGUUGCAGCAGCCAUAACUCUAUUUUGCACAAUUGCUUCAGGAUGCAACAGGUUUGAUCAAGUCUUACUGGUAGAUGACUCCCAAAACAAGCCCAGUGUUGUUGUCAGAAAGCCACAUCUCAAUGAAGGAAAGUAAACACAAUCAUACACUACUUCCUUCUACUGCUUCAUCAAAACCCUAAUUAGGAGUGAGGAUGCAAGACAUAUUUUAGAAACAAUGUGGGUGGGAAGAGAACAGUGGGAGAGUGGCAUGAGAGUAGCAGUGCAUUCAGCUUUUCCAAAUGAAAACUGAAGGUGACGUGUAGACAGUCUGAAAGCAAUGGAAAAGAGGGAAUUAUUGGGAAAUCAGUAUCUCCUUUUUCAGAAGUAGUGUGUGAGAAUGCCAACAAGGCACAAAGAUGAUGAGGAUUCAGGAUGCCGUUUGCAAAACACAUUGCCUGUGAAGGAAUGCCAUCCAUUUGUUCUCAACUUCUUUCUCUUCCAUUUGUCACUUUUCUGUGUGAUUUAUUUUACGUGAUGUCUUCCUUGGGAUUUUCUGUGUAAUAAUGUCCCUGCCUAUGGAAGGGGAGUUGGAGCUAAAUGAUCUUCAAGGUCCCUUCCAACCCAAGCCAUUCCAUGAUUCUGUGAGUUCCACACUCUUGUUCCCUUAUGUAUUUGUGGAUGCUGACACAUCAUUUCUAAUUAGAGAUUUUUCAAGCAAUACAGUCAUUUUCUAUACAAACUUUGUUCCUCCUCAGCAACAUCUAAUGGCCACUUAAGGGAACUCAAGAGUUUGAAUGCUUCUCCAUCGAAAACAGGUCAAAGUAUUCUUUUUUCUUACUCUUUGUUCAUUUCAUAAUGCCCUUCUUAAACAGCUGUUUGAAGCUCCUAAACAAGACUCAUGUUUUAUGAUUUAUGAGAGCAAAUGUCUGAAACCUUAGUCUGAAGUAUCAAUUAUUGGGAAAAUUACGAAAAAUAAAUUUAGGAAGACAUGGAGCAAAAAUGAAAACCCACAUGGAAAGUCUGUGUAAAUCAAGACUGAAUACAUUGAGGCCAGGUGUUUUAUGACCCUCAACAUGUGUCUAGCUAGCCAUGGGAUGAUUUCAUGCUUCUAGGAAGUCCUUCUGGAAGACAAAAUUCUCCUAGACUGGCUGCUCUAUUGACAUCUGGGAAGUGAAAUUUUGACCCUGCUAAAAGCACAAUAAAAACUCUCACCCAAUAUGAUUUAGAUCUUCCUUGGGGCAAUGUUGGCUCCAGCUGUGUGUGAAAGUGCUUCUGGCUGAAGCAGUCCUUGAGUUGUUUGAGCAUAUCCCCGGAGGGAGGCAGGCGGCUUUGUGAAAGAGUUGGUCCAACAGCCAUUCUGAAAGGAGAGCGACUACCACAGAGCAGCAUAGAAUGGGAAAAAGGAAGCUCAUCACCCAGUGCACAAAUCAGAAUUAAAAAAUGCUCUUUCUUCUUUCUCUCUUUCUGUUUUUUUUUUUCUUUUUAAAUGCAUAAUGGUUUCCUUUUUCUUUUGUUCUUUUGAAGAACUGGUUUUACUCACUUCAGUUGGAACAGUCUCUCAGCAGAGCUUUGUAAUGGAAAUGAGAAGAAACAUUAUCUGUUUCUUACAAUCUGCCAUAAAAUAGAUGGAAAGAGAGAGGUUUUUCAUAUGUAUGUAAACUGAGAAUCUGUUUUCAGAGUUGUACCUUCCACUUCAGAGCCCGAGGUCUGCUCCUUGAUGCCUACUUUGAAAAGCAGGGGGUUUAUCUCUCUAACAGUCAGUUAUCUGAGGUUGUAAUGAGCAGGCUUUUUUGGAACCUUGAAAAGCAGUUUCCUGGUAUCUAAAUCUCUUAACUGCUUCACUCUUUGCCUUUCUGUUAUGCAGAGCAUUGCUUUGUUGGGUAGAAAGCCAGCAUAGUUCUGACAGAUUAAAUAUGAAGAGACCUGUUGUAUGCUGACCUUCAGUGAUCUCUGGUGCUCUGCUCUGUCCUCUUCACCUCACCACUGUGGCAUUUGUUUAACGUGGCACAGAAUUUAGAAGAGGAAAUUGAAAACAACCUCAGAAAGCUCUGUUUCACUCAUUAUUGCAUUUAGUACAAAAUAAGUCACUUUGGUACACAGUGGGUUGACAAAUACUGUUUGUGAGUAUCCAUAAUGCAAUGUAUGAUAACUAUGGAUGAGAGGAUUUGAACUUUAAAAAUGUCAUGCUUGGUCAUUUUGACCUAUUAUUUACAGUCAAUUACACAUUCUCUCUACUGUGGCUUAGCAAUAUUAGAUCAAGAAUAGUUUUGCCAUUUUACAGGGGAAAAAGAAAGAUUUUCUUUGAUGUAUGAACAUACUCAUUAGUAUAGUCUGCAUUUCCCAGAAGGAACAUCCUUGUGGUGCAGUGGUAGGAAAUGUCACUACACUUCAGAUUGAUGGAAGAUAUAUAAGGAAUCUUUCAGCUAAAUAAAGGAUAACAUUUCCCUUCUAGUAAGUGGAGUGUUCCUGCCAGUACUGAUAUGUCUUUCCAUCGAUGGAGACAAAUUCUUCUAGGUUCCAAAACUGUGGAAAAUCUUGAAGUAUGAAGAGUCACUUUAAAAUGGCAUGAAAUGUAAGUUUUCAGAAAGAACAUCCCUCCCAUAAUGUGAAAAAAUAAUUCAAAGGAAGGAGAAAUUUAGCAUACUGUAACCCCAAGGACUGCAGAUACAAAAGGGGCACAAACACUUUGAAACACUAUAUAAAAAGUAUAUUUUCUGUAAGGGUUAAUUUCUUAACUUUUCAAGUAUAUAGAAAAUAAGACUAUUUCAUAUGGAUAUGGGCUCUUUGAUCUAAAUACUCUGACUACUGCAAAAUGAAACCUUUGGAAUAAUUUCAGAUAUAUGUUUGCCUUAUAUGGAUAAUGAAUGUACUUAAUACAGCAUAAUAUAAUAUUAAUAUAGCACCAGAGUGCUAUAUGUAGAAAGUCCUCUAUAUAUUUGAAAACCAAAUCCUUAUUUACUUGCAAUGAAUUAUUCAGAUACAUUCCAUUCUCUGUGAGACUUAGUUCCUUCUCAAAUCUCAAGGUAAAAAUGGUGAUUGUUACAAGCUCUAAUAAUAGCCAGGAGGCUGAAAUCACAAAACAGAAAUCAGCAUUUUUAGGAGAAGUUUCUGAGCUCUGUGUUUUCUGAUAUGACUAAGACAUUUCAGAUUAUGAUUUAGCUACUUUCAGUGAUAUCCUUCAAAGUAUAAUAAAAAUUUUAGGUCAUCUUUCUGUCAAAAUUACACCCAAAUCAAAAUGAAGGACUGCAUUAAAAAUGUGAUUAUUCUUCAUAAAUUGUAGAGAUUAUGCUAUGCAAAUGUUCUUUCAUCUGGUUUUUAACUUCCUUGGAAAUUAAAUCAAUAAAAUAGAUAUUGUGUUUGAUGUG